Cyanistes caeruleus (blue tit) is the source of this 1373-nucleotide messenger RNA. Lineage: Eukaryota; Metazoa; Chordata; Aves; Passeriformes; Paridae. The record is from RefSeq and is a predicted model, not a curated record.
AAUAAUAUCACUGUUACUUCCCUCAGCUCGGGGAGGCUGUGUUUCUCCAGAGACCUCUGUCGGGCCGCAGGCUCAUUUAUCAGGUCUUUGAAUCGGUGGCCAAGAAAUACGAUGUAAUGAAUGAUUCAAUGACUUUAGGAAUUCAUCGGGUGUGGAAGGAUAUCCUCAUGCAUAAAAUGAACCCUUGCCCAGGAACACUCCUCCUUGAUGUUGCUGGGGGAACAGGUGACAUUGCCUUUCGAUUCAUUAAUUAUGUUCGCUCUGUACGACAACGCCAGCUCCAGAGGAAGCUCAAGCAGCAUCAGAAUUUGUCAUGGCAGGAAAUUUUUGAGAGUUACCAAAAGGACAAAUUUAACUCACUUGGGGAUUCCCAAGUGGUGGUCUGUGACAUCAACAGAGAAAUGUUAAAAGUUGGGAAGCAGAAAGCACAGCAUCUGGGCUACUCUGAAGGCUUGUCCUGGGUACUUGGGAAUGCUGAAGAGUUGCCCUUUGAUGAUGAUAAGUUUGAUGUAUACACAAUUGCCUUUGGAAUCAGAAAUGUAACUCGUAUUGAUUUGGCACUUCAAGAGGCCUAUCGUGUGCUGAAACCAGGAGGAAGAUUUCUCUGCCUUGAAUUUAGCCAUGUCAGCAACCCUCUCCUUUCCAGGCUCUAUGAUCUCUACAGUUUCCAGGUUAUCCCUGUUCUGGGUGAGGUUAUUGCUGGUGACUGGAGAUCUUACCAGUAUCUGGUGGAGAGCAUCCGACAGUUCCCCCCUCAGGAGGAGCUGAAGGCAAUGAUAGAAGAUGCAGGCUUUUUCAAAGUGAAUUAUGAUAAUUUAAACUUCGGCAUUGUUGCCAUUCACUCAGGUUUCAAACUGUGAGUCUGUGUAGCAAAUCACCAGAAGUGUAAUUUUCAUGAGGGAUACGAAAGCUGUGGAAUUUUAACGAUAUCAAGAGUUCUAAGAACUUGUGCAGCAGGGCCUUGCUCAGCAGCCGGACUCAGAAGAACACAAGUUACCUCUGCCCACCAAGAAAGAGUGAUUCCAGUGGUGUUUCUUACACUUACAUUCCUCUUCAAGUGUAAUGUAAAGGAUAUGGCCAAAACUGAGCACUGCUAACAAGUGGAACAAGUUGGCAGUGGGUGUGGAUACAGAAACAAACUGAUUAGUCUCCAAAUAAGAUGCCUUUCUUUUUACUAAGCUUUAAGGAGGAUGUUAUACUUGUGAGAAGUAACUUGGAUUUAUGAAGUAACUAUGGACUUUUAUGAAGCUGUUAUUAUCUUUGUCAUGUGGAGUUUAAGGAUUUUUUCCCAUGACAUCUUUACUUCUUUCAAAGGCAAAUGAUGGAAGGCUUAUGAAAUAAAAGGGCUCUGAAUCAACUUAUUUCCACUUAAA